Dermatophagoides farinae (American house dust mite) is the source of this 1306-nucleotide messenger RNA. RefSeq names its product Bax Inhibitor-1 (gene BI-1). The record is from RefSeq and is a predicted model, not a curated record. Gene Ontology annotation, biological process: negative regulation of apoptotic signaling pathway; negative regulation of endoribonuclease activity; cellular response to unfolded protein. Gene Ontology annotation, molecular function: enzyme binding. Lineage: Eukaryota; Metazoa; Arthropoda; Arachnida; Sarcoptiformes; Pyroglyphidae. Gene Ontology annotation, cellular component: mitochondrial membrane.
AUUUUCACAAUUUGUUUAUAAAAUUUCAAAUUUUUCAAAUCUAAAAUCAAUUAUUAUUCGAUAUUUUGGUGAAAUUUUUUUGUUUUUGUUUCCAAAAAUUUUCAUUUGAUUGAACCACCACGAUAACUAACAAAACAAAAAAAAAAAAACGCAUUCGAUACAUUCAUGUCAUCAUUGGAUCGGCGAUUGGAGCCACAAGUCCAAACACAUUUGAAAAAAGUCUAUUCAACAUUGGCCAUUUCGGUAUUGUCGGCUUCUAUUGGUGGUUAUGUCCAUCUUUAUACUAGCCUUUCGAAUGUUAUUGGAGGAUUCUUGAAUUUUAUCUUUAUGACAGGUCUACUCAUUGCAUUGUAUUCAACACCGGAUAAUGGAAAGAAUCAACCAUUACGUUUGAAUUAUUUGCUUGGUUUUUCAUUCUUUUCUGGCUUUGGCCUCGGUUCAUUGAUUGAACAUUCAUUAUAUAUUAAUCCAAGCAUCUUACCGACGGCAUUUAUGGCAACAGCAUUGAUAUUUGCUUGUUUCACCAUCUCAGCCAUUUAUGGUGAUCGACGUAAAACAUUGUUUUAUGGUGGUAUCCUAUUCUCUGGUCUAUCAUUAUUAACAUACAUGUCGUUGAUUAAUUUGUUCUUCAGAUCACAAUUAAUGUUCAAGGCUUAUGUUUAUAUUGCAUUUGCCAUUAUGUGUGCAUUUGUCAUCUAUGAUACGGCAUUCAUCAUUGAGAAACGUCUUCGUGGCGAUACCGAUUACAUUGGUCAUUCAAUCCUUUUGUUUAUGGAUUUAAUUAGCAUUUUCCGUCAUUUGUUGAUAUUGCUUACCGAAAAGGAACGUAAUGAUCGUCGAAAACGGAAUCGAAACUAAAAAAACAAAAUGAAACUCGAAUCAGUUAAGAAGAUUCAUGUGUAAUUGGAUCUCAAACUAGCGACGAGGAAGUGGGUGGGUACAUGUGACGUUUCUUCAAACAAAAAAAAUUCAUUUAUUUUGUCCACAUUUUUGACAAACACACAUCCACUGCAGAGAAUAAUAAUAAAAAAAAAUCCAAAUGUUAUACAUUAUCAUCAUUAUUAUUAUUAUUACACACAUACAUAAUAAUCAAAUUACAUUACAAAUAUUUUUGUCUGUGUGUGUGUGUGUUAUAAUUGUUAAGAAUUGGUCGAAAUUUCUAUUAUAAAAAAUUAAAUUUUCAAUUUUCAAUCUCUAUAUACAGUCAUACACACACACACAUCUCACAUCCUUUUCCUUGAAUUUUAACUAUUUGACAUUUGACAUAUAAUAAUAAAUAAAUAAAAAUAAAAUCGUUCGCCAUUUA